This is a messenger RNA of Diaporthe citri, 822 nucleotides long. RefSeq lists its product as uncharacterized. Lineage: Eukaryota; Fungi; Ascomycota; Sordariomycetes; Diaporthales; Diaporthaceae. Bases 1 to 822 code for a protein of 273 amino acids. The record is from RefSeq and is a predicted model, not a curated record. The transcript has 3 exons.
AUGGAAGUGCUCGGAGCCGCUGCCGCCGUCUCGCAAUUUCUGAUACAGCUCAUUGCUACUGUGGGACUAGCAAAGAAGUUAAAAGGGUCCUCCAAGUCCCUCAAGCAGUAUCAGGAGCGACUGAAUAGCCUCAAGGACCUCUGCGAAGACAUUCGCAGCAACCCUGCUUUACGGACUGAGGAGGUCCGAAAGGAGACCCAAUCCAUUCUCCACAUCAUUGACACCCAUAAAAACGCGUCCAUUUUGUCAAAGAAAGGACGUUUUCGUCGAGCCAUCGCCUUUAUUAUCAACGAGCAAUCAUUCAGGGACCUGUUCGCUACCCUUGAAGACAAAAAGACCACCUUGUCGCUUCAUGUGCUGAGCAUCAAUUGCACGGCACUGCAUGAUAUCAAUCUCCUCAUCGCAUCAAUGGGCCCCAUUCCUGACAGUCACAACGAACUGACUCCUCCGCACUCGCCGACACCAUCCGAAAUGUCCUAUCUAAAUUGCCAAGCAGGGGAUAACGUUGAUCAACACAACGGACCGACCGUGAGAGGCGUAAUGCUCACGCCCACCUAUCAAGUUGAAGGAACCAAGAUGGAAUAUCGCGGAAGCAAGAAGACGAAACGUGGUGACCAGAUAGCUGGACUCACCUGGGAGCUUCCUCCACAGCCAAACCCAAGGGUUGACUUCAUUCCUGUGGUAUCGGCUGUUUGGGAGGGACUCAAGCACGAGGGGGUGGCAAAUGCCCAGAGACCGGGAGCUCGAGCUGGCGAGCAGCUACUGGGGACGGUGAUCACCGUGAAGAAGGACUCGCAGCAAAGACGCAACUCACGACAGUGA